GCUUCGCCUCGGCCUCGUCACUCGCAACGCCGAACACCACGGUGAGUGAAUUGCGCGACUUUUUUCACCUCGCGAACCGGCGUUUGGCGACGAGCGCGCCCGCGACGAGCGAAAAUCGCCGCUCGCGACACGCCGUCAUCGGCGCAUCGCGCGGAUUUCGCCGCUCACCACGUCGAACCCGCGGGCGCUCGAACGCCGGACCUUAUCCGCCCCAGAUUACACCAUCCGGAGCUGUGAAAAUACCGUUAUUUCCCGCUUGGCGCUGGUUGGCCAGCACCCACGUGCUUUUUUUUUACGCGUCGGUUUUUUUCGUGUGCUCGUCCCGCCUAUGCUGACCAGAUGCUGACCAGACCACCCUCCGCCUCCCCCCACUCCCGCAGACGUUCCCGUCCUCGGCAUGUCCGACACCGAGUACUACACGAUGGAAGCCGAGCGCCGCCCCCACGCCGCGCGCCGCUCCACCAACCUCAACCCCGCGCCCGCGCGAACCGUCCCGGCGACGGUGGCUUCCGUCCCCGUCGCGGAGACUGCGUACUUUGCGAUGGAGCGCGCCCGCCGCCCCGUGGCCGCGGUGCGCUCGGGCGUCGUGGUCAAGCAGCCCACUCCCGUGCACAUCGCGUUUGAGGCGAACAAGCUCGGCGCCGCCGCGAUCGAUACCGCCUACGGCGCGAUGGAGGCGUCGCGCCGACCGAGCGCCGCGCUCCGAGCCGGGCUCCGCGAGCUGGAUGCGCCGCGCCAUUACGUGCCCAUCAUCAACUACCGCGACACCGCCUGCGCCGCCAUGGAGGCGAAGAGGCGCCCGCGGGCGAUGGCCCGCCUCGGAUCCCAUCGCGGCUCCGCGACUCCCGAGCUGUCCCAUCCCGAGAUGAGGGGCGACGCGACGCCCAACAACCUGCACGAGCAGCUCAGCGAGUUUGCCAGGUGGCGCGCCGGCGCCGCGACAGACGAGCUCGCCAGGCUCAAGAUCGAGGCCAGGCAGCCGGAAGAGGUCAACCCCUUCGACUCCCUCGAGCGUGCGCUCGCCGUGCAGCUCGAACAGAGCAAGAGCCGCGGCAACUCGCUCCGCGGCGCCACCAACUUUGGGCGCACCUCCUCCAGCUCAAGCCUCACGCGCAACGGCAGCUUUGGGAGCUCCGGCAACCUCCAGCGCCGCAACACUCCGAUGAGCCCCAAGUCCAACCUCCUCCCUCGCCCCGUUAAGUGCGGCUUCGACCCCUCCAUCGGCGAGGUCGUCUGCCGCCGCGAAGACAACGGCGAUGUCAUCUUCCACGGUGAGGCUGACGACGUCGACGCCAAGCUCCGCAGCAUGGGCGUCGCAAACCAGGAAGCCUAAGAACGAGACGCACCGCGCCACCACGCACGUACGCAUGUACCACGAGAAGGCCACUAAUACUAUUAGGCCACGGCCAUUUAUCAGGCCACGCGCUGUAAUAGCUUCGCUCUCGCCGUCGCGGUCAUAUUAGGCCGCGACAACAACCCGCCCAUAAUAGGGCCGGUUUCACAGUGAAUGAGACUGACUAUUACCAGUCUCUCUUUUAAUACGAGGGUAACCAGUUUUACUC
Molecule: messenger RNA, 1562 nt
Organism: Micromonas commoda
Lineage: Eukaryota; Viridiplantae; Chlorophyta; Mamiellophyceae; Mamiellales; Mamiellaceae
Exons: 1
Coding region: 398-1333 (311 amino acids)
Source: RefSeq, a predicted model, not a curated record